GUCAGAGUCGGAGUCCGGAGUCAUUGUUCGAUUCAUAACUACGAAGCGGCGUGUAGAAGUGGAGGACGGAGAGCGAGCUCGUGUUUGUUAAUUUGCGAAUCCAACCCAAGCUGUUGAGUGAGUUGAAACUGUUAUGAUGUUGUGGUAGGAAGCGGUGGCUGAAUUGAAUACGAAAUGGAUGCAAAAUCAUUGGCAAAAUCGAAGAGAGCUCACUCUCUACAGCAUAGUAAGAAGCCUCGUUCUAUUCAAAAGUUGAAGGCCCCAUCAACAUCUCCUGGAGAUGCUGCAAAUGUGAAUAAGCCGUCCGGCAAGCAAGUAAGCGACAAGGAGAGACCUUUCAAGCCUCGUCUUCCAUCAAAUUGGGAUAGGUAUGGGGAAGAGCUUGAUUUGGAUUCGGUGGAACUUUCUGUGGAUAGAGCGAAUGAGAAAGCUGAUGUUGCUUUGCCUAAGAGUAAAGGGGCAGACUAUAGCCAUUUGAUUGCAGAGGCUCAGUCUCAUAGUCUGUCGGAUUCCUGUGCGAGUGGCUUCCCUUCUUUAGAAGAUGUUUUGCCAGGGGACUUCAUGGAUGGAUUAGGCUCUAUGCUUUCUGUGAUGGGAGAGAGCAUUCUGUCGUGGACUGGGGAUGACAACUUUGUUGUAGAUGAUGGAGCAGCUGCGAGUCAUGAGACAUCAUUUCUCUCCUUGAAUUUGGAUGCUCUUGCGGAACAACUUGAAAAAGUAGACAUUUCAGAGAGGCUCUUUAUUGAAGCGGAUUUAAUACCUCCUGAGCUGCGCAUAUGCGGAUCAAGAGCCAGCAGCAAUCCAGCUUUGGACCAGAAACAAGCAACAUGUGAGAGUGAAGCAGUCAUGAGAACUUCUGGAGAACUAACUUCCAAAGAGCAUUCUGAAAAGCUUAAAACUGUGAAUCAAAAUACCAAAGCAACACUUUCAGGCUCUGCUGCUAGCUCCUAUCCAGAAUCAAUGUUGUUUGAUCAAGGGUCACAUUUAUCAAAUCGAGUUAAGGCUGAUUUGAAUCCUCAAAUUGGUAACUCAGGACAAAGCAGAGAUCUGGGUCAUCCAACAAAUUUGAAUUUAAAUUCUGCCACAGAUAUAAAGAAGCAGCAACCCACAUUUGAAGCAGCUGCUGCAGAAGCGGACCUGGAUAUGCUGCUCGACUCAUUUAGCGAGACCAGGUUACUCGAUUCCUCUAGUGUGAGACCUGGUAACAAUUUCCUCAUUGCGCGAAAUGAAUCUGCUCCAAAAGGUCAUGAUUCCUCUAAAACCACGUCCAUCACCCCAAAUAUUGAUGAUGUACUUGACAAUUUACUUGAGGAAACAUCCAAUCAUAAUCAGCCUGUUUUAUCUCAGCCUUCUUCUUCUUCGUCUCUGUCCAAGUCUAAGGUGUUGGAUGAUUUUGAUUCAUGGUUGGAUACUAUUUGAUUACUCUUGUACUAAACUUCUUCCCCGUGUAACCUUCUUUGAUGUGCGGAUUACUCUUUUGGAAUAUAACUUCCUCUUCUUGCUCC
Tripterygium wilfordii is the source of this 1505-nucleotide messenger RNA. RefSeq lists its product as uncharacterized. The transcript has 5 exons. NCBI's taxonomy places the organism in Eukaryota, Viridiplantae, Streptophyta, Magnoliopsida, Celastrales, Celastraceae. The coding region runs from base 175 to 1419 and encodes 414 amino acids. The record is from RefSeq and is a predicted model, not a curated record.